Messenger RNA from Liolophura sinensis, 3203 nucleotides. RefSeq lists its product as uncharacterized. Bases 711 to 3179 code for a protein of 822 amino acids. The record is from RefSeq and is a predicted model, not a curated record. NCBI's taxonomy places the organism in Eukaryota, Metazoa, Mollusca, Polyplacophora, Chitonida, Chitonidae. The transcript is spliced from 12 exons.
ACAUGAUACAUGUAUGUGCACCGUAUUUGAAAGGCUACAUAAUACAUAGGAACAUACAUAGGAACUGUAUGUACACGAAUGUUAGAAAUAAAAAUUUACAACAAAUCAGUGAAAUAUUACAGCCAAACUGAAUGUUAUCAGAGAUUUUUAAAUGUAUUUUUGUAUGUCUGAUAUAAUAUUAUGUUAUUUGGUUUGUUGAGCGAAAUCCGACACCACUGCGUCUAGUUUUAAAAAACCCGGAGUCUUUAAGGACAGCUAAUUCGUCAAUGAAGAGUCUAUCAAACCUGCGGCACAUUUAUAUUUACCGCCCGGUCAGCAGGACGUCUUCAGACAUGAUGUCGUCACCGGAAAUAAACAACUCAGAUCAUCUCCGCACGUGACAGUUGGCUCAAGCCAAACCCAGUUUCGGUUCCUGUAUGUUUCUAGGCGACUUACCUUAUUACGCCGAGACCGUGCGUGUUUCUAUAGAUCACACUAAUAAGAUGCAUGUCUAGGUCUUGUGUGGUCGUAUUAAUAAUGUGUGACAUUUCUCAGGAAAUUUCAUGAUGAUGAAAGUUGGAAGAGGGAAGUUGAACCCGCUGUCAAAACAUUCCCUGUAGGCGAAAAGUACAAGCUGGAAUUGAAUAAUUCUAAAAUAAUCAAACAGGCAUAGAAUUCUGAUAAAUGUAGAAUAUAUACAUGUUUCAACUCCGCCUGUUGGGACUCUAUUUAUGAUGGAACCAUUAAAUAAGGAGAAAAAGAAAGCUAGUCUGACCGACCUUGAAGAAGGAACUUGUCUCACUUUCCCACAGUAUGGGAGCGGAAGUUUUUUGAUUGGAUUAUCAGCUGAAGAUAAGGUCUGCAUGGUCAAUUGGGAGGAAAGAGACAAAGAUCGCCAUAUUGUUGUUGAACUUUUCCGCAUAGACCACACAGCUGAGAAUAGUUACUACUUAACGCCUAUUACUACAGACCUCCCUUGUUCUGUUAGCAGAAAUCUUGUUAGGGAACGCCAACAAUUGUUGAAAGAAUGUAAAAUAGAGAUUGGUGACAAGGUUUUGAAAUUUUCGGAUGGAGGCAAGAAGCCACGCAAACUUCCUCCAACCCCAGGGGUGAUGAUCCUGCCCACUGCCCCACCCAAACCCAAACGGAACAACGAUCAGGGCAUCUCUGAUGAAGAUGUCAGGAAAGAGAUUGCCAGUGUAGCUGCAAGUCAUGUUGUAAGGCAAAUGAUGUUGUACACAGAUUUGAAAAUGUCAGUGACCAUGAUGGAUGAACUAUACCGAGCAUUUCAGAGUGUUGUGGAGAUAAACAGAGAGAUGUUGUAUGAUUUUCUGGAAGAGUCAAAGAAGGAAAUGGAACAAAACAAACGUGCCAGGUCAUCUGGUCUAGCUGCUGUGCAGCCUCUUCAUGGACCAGUUAUUGAACUGCUGGUGGAACUGCUAAAACAUUCCUUGGACCCUGUCUCACAUGUUAUUUUAUGGCUACUGUUUUUGCGGACUCUCAGCCAUUUCACCCAGAAUAUGAAAAAGAUGGUGGCUUGUCAGGCAGCUGCUGCUAUAAUGGGAUCCAUGGCAGUCUAUUUAGAAGUCCCUGAAGUUCAACAGUUUGGGCUUGAAAUACUAUGUAAGCUGGCAACCUACCAACCAGAAAAUAAUGAAAAGGCACCUGUACGUGAAACAGGAGUGGAAAUGAUCAUACGAGCUAUGAAGUAUCACGAAGGUGCCCUAGCAAUCCUUCGACCUGCUUGUCGAGCUCUGGCCAAUUUGGCUUUGACUGUUUCAGGAUUAUGCAUCGAUGAUUCAGGGUCAGAAAAUGGGGAAGCUGUACAGCGGAGACAGGAAUUGCUGUCAUACAUCCAUAAAGAAGCCAUCCCUGUAGUACAAGAUGCCAUGUGUGCCUUCCCUCGAGACUUAGGGGUUCAGAUGGAAAGCAGGCGAUUGUUUGCUGUAUUUGCACCAGAAAAAGACAGUUCUGUGACAGAUUUGGUGAACAUUACAGAGGAAGAAGCCAUCAGCCUUGAUGAUAGCGACAUUGACAGCCGAGACAAAGAAGAAGCAAAACCAGGCAUCUUGAAAUCUGCUCGAUCUUUUGAAAACCUUCGCUCACCAAGGCGCAAAGUGCAGUUUACAGCAGAAACUGUUGGAGGUUCUCUGUCAAGUGAUUCCAUAUUUUUGGAUUCCAUAGAAACCAGUAAUCGUUUUGAUUCUGGAUCAGGUCGCUUCAUGGAUUCAUUUGGCAAUGAAAUGGACAUGCCAGAUUCAGCCACUUACAUUGGGGAAGAAAACAUGUUUUUCCCAGAGACACCUAAAGUUUCAUUGGAAGGGAACAAUACAUCCACACCUCAGUUAAUCUAUGUCCCGCCUUGCUCUGGUAGUGAAGACUCUGAUCAAAGUGUCACAAGGGGAAAUGACUCCCAAAACCGUUAUGACAGCUUUGACGCUGAAAUAGACAACAGUGUAAAUCAGCUAUCAGAAGUAUUAAUCGAAAAAUCUUCUCCACAAGACAGUUCAGAUAGCACAGAUGAUUCUAUGCAACAAUCCAAAGAAGUUUGUGAAUCACCACCUGUUGUCUUAGAACCACCACCACCUGUUGUCUUAGAACCACCACCACCUGUUGUCUUAGAACCACCACCACCUGUACCACCAAGGCAGGCAUUGUCAACCUCGAAAGGAAAUGAGAUUAAACAAGAUCGCACGAAAGCAGAGGUCCAGUUUCUUACUCGCCUCAUGAGAACUGUUAUAACUGGACACAUUUGUUCAUUGGUUCUCUCUGGUGAAGAUUCCCAGGCUCUGCAAGCAAUAGAUCAGCCACUGGAAAGCCUUCUUCAGUCUGCAAAUGUCAAUGAGUUCCUUCUAUUGAGUAUGGCUGAAGAAUACUCACUUAAAAAGUCAUUAAUGGACAUAGAUCCUGUGAUGGUCAUCAGUAUUAUUGAUGCUGUGAGAUACAGAUCGCUUACAUGUGACCUCCUGAAGUCCAGUCUAACGGAGCUGCUCAGUCGGAUGAGUGACAAAUUGAACGCAGAAGUCUCGAAUUGUGCUUUCGAAAGUAUAUACGUCACUAUUGCAGAUGUCAACUUGGAACCAAUAUUUUUAGAGAAGAAAUUUGUUCGACAGAUGAUAAAAUCUCUACCUCAUGUUCAGGGAGAAUUUCUCAAGACUAAAGUAGAAGAACUGCAGGCCAUGUUGACAGACCUGUUGUAAUUGUUGAUAGGAGUUGUCUGUCUC